Molecule: messenger RNA, 822 nt
Organism: Strigops habroptila (Kakapo)
Lineage: Eukaryota; Metazoa; Chordata; Aves; Psittaciformes; Psittacidae
Gene: NCBP2AS2
Product: NCBP2 antisense 2 (head to head)
Exons: 1
Coding region: 49-324 (91 amino acids)
Source: RefSeq, a predicted model, not a curated record
GGCGGGGCGCAGGUGCCGGCUCUCGCGAGAGCGGCGGUGUGCGGCGGGAUGGUGCUGCGGCGGGUGCUGCUGGCGCUGCUGAGCAGCCCGCGCGUGGUGGAGCGGCUCGCCGAGUCCCGGCCCAUCCGCGCCGCCGCCCGCCUCACCGCCGCCGCCGUCACCCGCGGCCAGCUCAGCGCCCGACAGGCGGCGCGGGGCCUGGCCCCCUGCCUGCUGCGCCUGCGCGACGCCGUCCUCGCGGAGCUGAAGGGCGGCGCGCGGGGCUGGCCGUGGCCCCGCGGGCGCGGGGCGGGCCGGGGCGGCCGCCCCGGGGCUGCGCCCUGAGCGCUCCCGGGCCCGGGGGCAGCCGCGGGGUCGCAGCUGGCGCAGGACCCCGCCGCGAGGAGAACGAAACCGCGACCGCCUCCUUGCGCCGGAGCAGGAGGAGCGCGGCGGAGCCGGCGGCGAGCGGGCACCGGCGCCUCGGUGACGGGUUUCCGGCGGCGGCAGGGCCCCGCCAGCCUCUCCGGACCGGUCGGCGCAGGGGCGCGCUGCGGCGGCCGCGGAGGACCCGGCGUGACCCCGGCCUGCGAGGUGCGGACUGAGGCUGCUGCUGCACACACCGCGCGUCGCCAGGAGACGUCCCCGCGCCCGAGAGUGAGAAGGGGAGCGCGGCGCUCAGCGGGGCGAUGGGCUCUCGAUGCAGAGUCUGCGUGCGCCCUCCGCGGUACGCCGUAACGAGCAGAAGGCAGGCUCGCGUUAAACAUCGUCCGGAAUGCCGUAAGGAUUGUCACUUUAAGUGCUCGAUAAGAAACUCGAAAUAAACCCAUAUUUCUCACAGGA